Molecule: messenger RNA, 3759 nt
Organism: Gambusia affinis (western mosquitofish)
Lineage: Eukaryota; Metazoa; Chordata; Actinopteri; Cyprinodontiformes; Poeciliidae
Gene: trpc4b
Product: transient receptor potential cation channel, subfamily C, member 4b
Exons: 11
Coding region: 316-3081 (921 amino acids)
Biological process (GO): regulation of cytosolic calcium ion concentration; manganese ion transport; calcium ion transmembrane transport
Cellular component (GO): membrane; cation channel complex
Molecular function (GO): protein binding; store-operated calcium channel activity; inositol 1,4,5 trisphosphate binding
Source: RefSeq, a predicted model, not a curated record
GGUGAAUGCUCAUUCAUCUUCAGCAGCCUAGAGCGGAUGUGUCACUUCGAUCCACUCUGCAUCACUUCACGCAUCAAUGUCACAGGAAAAACAAAAUAUAUGUAGUUGGUAACUUGACCGAAGUGUUUGGUAGGAGCAGUGGACAUUAGAUGCGACAGGCGGUUUGGUGAAGAUUUGAAUAAUGCGAGAACGACCCUCGAACUUCCUUAUCUGGAAACAGUUUUUCUAACGAGGGAUUUAUCUGAAUCACACCCAGAAGGCAACAGGAAACCGUUUUGCGAUAAGGCCUAUAGGCAAGUGUAGCAAAAAAGAAAAAUGACUCAACUAUUUUACAAGAGAACUGACAACUCCACAUACAAUGACCGUCUCCCACUGCGGAUUGUGCGGGCAGAGGCUGAGCUCUCUCCCAUGGAGAAGGUCUACCUGGGGGCCGUAGAAAGAGGGGACUACGCGAGUGUAAAACAAGCGUUAGAGGAGGCUGAGAUCUACUUUAGAAUCAAUAUCAACUGCAUCGACCCGCUGGGACGCACGGCCCUCCUUAUUGCCAUCGAAAACGAAAACCUGGAGAUCAUAGACCUCCUGCUCAGCUAUAACAUCCAUGUGGGUGAUGCCUUGCUGCACGCAAUUCGUAAGGAAGUGGUGGGAGCCGUGGAGCUGCUUCUCAAUCACAAGAGGCCACGUGGAGAAAAACAGAUCCCCCCAAUUCUGUUGGACAGACAGUUUUCAGACUUCACUCCAGAUAUAACUCCAAUCAUCCUUGCAGCUCAGACAAACAACUAUGAGGUCAUCAAAUUGCUUCUGCAACGAGGUGUUUCCGUACCUCAGCCACAUGCUGUGCGUUGCAACUGCAUUGACUGCAUGUCCAACACAGACGUGGACAGCCUUCGUCGCUCACGUUCUCGUCUUAACAUCUACAAGGCCCUCUCCAGCCCAUCUCUCAUUGCCCUCUCCAGUGAAGAUCCAUUCCUGACAGCUUUUCAGCUCAGCUGGGAGCUGAAGGAGCUCAGCACAGUGGAGAAUGAGUUCAAGUCAGAGUAUGAAGAGUUGUCCCAAAUGUGCAAACAAUUUGCAAAAGACCUUCUGGACCAGACUCGAAGCUCCAAGGAGCUGGAUAUAAUUCUCAACUACCGUGAUGACAUCAAUCCUCUGAUGGAUGAGAACAGCAAUGACCUAGCCCGUUUGAAACUGGCAAUCAAAUACUCCCAGAAGGAGUUUGUUGCUCAACCCAACUGCCAGCAGCUUCUUGCGUCUCGGUGGUAUGAUGAGUUCCCAGGCUGGAGGAGGCGUCACUGGGCAGUGAAGCUCAUCACCUGUGCUUUCAUUGGCCUCCUCUUUCCAUUGCUUUCUGUCUUCUACCUGUUAUUUCCAAAGACUCGCUAUGGCCAAUUCAUCCGUAAACCUUUCAUUAAGUUUAUCUGCCACACUUCUUCCUACUUGACCUUCCUCCUCCUGCUCUUCUUGGCCUCACAGCAUAUCAACUCUGGGGACCCAAAAUGCCGGGCUGCCUACUUCCAGGGCCCAGCACCCACCACUGUGGAAUGGCUUAUCCUGCCUUGGGUGAUUGGUUUCGUAUGGGCUGAGAUCAAACAAAUGUGGGAAAGUGGUUUAAAGGACUACAUGGAUGAUUGGUGGAACAUAAUGGACUUCAUAAUGAACUCCCUGUAUCUUGCAACUAUUUCUCUAAAAAUUGUUGCAUAUACAAAGUUCAGAGGAUACAGUCUGAGAGACAACUGGGACAUGUUGCACCCCACAUUGAUAGCAGAGGCCUUGUUUGCCAUUGCUAACAUCUUCAGCACCUUACGUCUGAUCAGUCUUUUCACUGCCAACUCACACUUGGGUCCUUUACAGAUUUCACUUGGCCGAAUGCUUUUGGACAUUCUCAAAUUUCUGUUUAUCUACUGUCUCGUGCUUUUGGCUUUUGCAAAUGGCCUUAACCAGCUCUAUUACUACUAUGCAACAGAGGGUGAAAAGAACUGCUACGGUGUUCGAUGUCAAACCCAAAAUAAUGCCUUUUCAACGUUGUUUGAAACACUCCAAUCAUUAUUCUGGUCUGUGUUUGGCUUGAUUUCUCUCUACGUGACGAACGUGAAAGCGAACCAUACAAUUACCAAGUUUGUUGGCUCUACUAUGUUUGGCACCUACAAUAUAAUCUCCCUGGUGGUGCUUCUGAACAUGCUAAUUGCAAUGAUGAACAAUUCCUACCAGCAUAUUGCUGAUCAUGCAGACAUAGAAUGGAAAUUUGCACGGACAAAAUUAUGGAUGAGCUAUUUUGAAGAGGGCGGGACUUUACCAUCUCCGUUCAAUAUAAUACCGAGUCCAAAGUCUGUGUUCUAUCUACUGAGUUGGAUAAAAACAAAUGUGUUCAAGAAAUCAAGCAAAAAAUCAAUGCACACAUUUGAGACAUUAGGGGUGCGGGCAGCAGAAAAUGUCAGAUUAAACCAUGAAUAUCAGGCGGUAAUGAAGAACCUUGUGAAGCGAUAUGUUGCUGCAAUGAUCAGAGAUGCCAAAACUGAGGAAGGGUUGACGGAGGAAAACUUUAAGGAGCUUAAGCAAGAUAUCUCCAGCUUCCGCUAUGAAGUUUUGGGAAUGAUGAAGAGUAAACCUCACAGCGGGGGAACAAGUCCAGUUGCAAGCACAACAUUGGCUUAUCCUGGAAAUUCCUUCAAAUACUGUCGUAAACCUGCUGCCAAUGAGACUCAGAAAAAGUCACACACGUUUGAGGCAAAGUCCCCCACUAUACUUCAAAAUAAAGCUGCCAACACAACCAACUCUCCGGGCUCAAAUUAUCAAAACAAUUGUUCUGUUGUUGUGUGGAGUGCAGAAAAGACUGAGAUUGAAAUAUCAAAAGAGCAGUCAAAGGGUGAGUGCUCUCCAAAACAGGAGCAAACGUCCUUUCUGAAAUGUGAUGAAAUAAAUUCCUUGUUUGUGGCAUCUGGCAGGCAAAACCAAGACAACGCUUUGAGUGGUAAAGCAGAUGUGGAAGUCUCACAGAAUAUGAUCGCAGAAACUCAGGAAAUAGGGCUUUCUUGUACCGUCCUUUCUAAGGAAGUGACAAAUGGUCCAAAAAAAAUGCAGACCUGAGUCUGCAAGAAAGUAAAAUAAGGAACACACAGUAAAAUCAUUUAAUCUUCAUAUUUUAAAAAAAUAGCUUGUGAUAGACAAUAGCUAUACUACCAUACCAUACAUUGCAUUAAAUGAAUUAUAAAAGACCCAGUAAGAUAUCCUCUUUACGAAUUAUGUGAUUGCUCACCUGCUGCUCAGGAAAGUGAGUUUUCAGCAGUUAUGUUAUUUAGCUCUUACUUUGAACAUCUGUUUGGCUGUUACAAAAAAAGAAAAAAAGACUGUCUCUACCUACACAAAUAGUCAUACACUUGAAAAUUGUUAUUUUUGAUUCUAUGUAAUUGUGCAAGAAAAUCUGAAUCUAGUUUAAUUUAGAAAGUUAACACUAAGUAUAUAUAUUCCCCCAGCCUACUGUUUGAUCGAAUGUAUUGUUUAAUUUAGUCAUUACCUCAGAACAUCACAGAGCCUUGAAAAUUAGAGGCUUCUUGUACUUCACACAUAUCUUCAAAGAUGGUAAAGCUGUGAAAUGGAACAAUCUUAAGAGUGAUGUUAAGGAAGAGAAUGUGUGCAAAUUUUGAGAUUGGUUUCAGGAUCUGCUUUCUAAAGAUCUGUGUUUUAUAUCUUUUGGGCUUAUGAGCUUUGACAACUUUUACUAUGAAACAUUAUAAAUACUCACUAAUAAAGUAAAGCAAAAUGUUA